Messenger RNA from Marmota monax (woodchuck), 833 nucleotides. Its product is annotated as C-C motif chemokine 8. Gene Ontology annotation, biological process: monocyte chemotaxis; cellular response to interleukin-1; inflammatory response. The transcript has 3 exons. Gene Ontology annotation, molecular function: chemokine activity; CCR chemokine receptor binding. Lineage: Eukaryota; Metazoa; Chordata; Mammalia; Rodentia; Sciuridae. The record is from RefSeq and is a predicted model, not a curated record. Bases 58 to 354 code for a protein of 98 amino acids. Gene Ontology annotation, cellular component: extracellular region.
ACUAAUCCAGAAACCUCUCUCUCUCUCACGCCAAAGCUCACGCCUGCACCCUCCACCAUGAAGGUCUCUGUGGCACUUCUGUGCCUGGUGCUCACAGCAGCCACCGUCAGCUCCCAGGAGCAGGCUCAGUCAGGUGCACCAUUGAUGCCAAUCACCUGCUGCUUUAGCACUAUCAACAGGAGGAUCCCCAUCCAGAAGCUGCAGAGCUAUACAAUCACCAGCACCCAAUGUCCAAAAGUAGCUGUGAUCUUCAAGACCAAACGGGGUAAGGAGAUCUGUGCUGACCCCAGUGAGAACUGGGUCAAGAAUUCUAUGACGCUCCUGAACCAAAACUCUCAAACUCCGAAGCCUUGAACCCUCGCACAUGGCCUGAGAGUCAGAGCCUGAAGAUAAACCUUCUGUGUAUUUUCCCCAGGGGCAGUGUGACAGUAUUUUACCCUAAUAGAUGAAAAGAGGUGCUUUGCUUAUUAAUUCAAAACACAAUAAUUCUUAAUCAUAUUUAAGUCAAUUAUAUUUUGACUUAAUACACCAAACAAAGUGAAUGUAAAAUGCAAAAUCCUGGUGAUGUGGUUCUAUUUAUGUAUUUAUUUUGUCUAUGAAGUCAAAUUCCUGGCAACAUGUCAUUGUCCUCCCUCCCACCCACCUGAGGGGAUUAUGAGAUCCAUCCAAGGGCAUUGAUACAUACACAUUCUUCUUUAUUCUCUAUUUUGGGGGGAAACAGUGCCCUUUCAAGUCAAGUGUGUGCUUUAUACUGUUAUGUUUAAAAUAAUGUCAUGAUAUGAUUCUGGAAUCUUCUAUGGGAAAAAUAUAUCAUUUUAAGCUACUUACUCUUA